Messenger RNA from Magallana angulata, 3599 nucleotides. RefSeq names its product BTB/POZ domain-containing protein 9-like. The coding region runs from base 147 to 2039 and encodes 630 amino acids. Gene Ontology annotation, molecular function: protein binding. The transcript is spliced from 12 exons. Lineage: Eukaryota; Metazoa; Mollusca; Bivalvia; Ostreida; Ostreidae. The record is from RefSeq and is a predicted model, not a curated record. Gene Ontology annotation, biological process: modulation of chemical synaptic transmission; circadian behavior; adult locomotory behavior.
ACAAAAAAUAAACAUGUCGGAUAGGCCUACUGACGCUUCGUGACUUUUCAAGUUUAACUUUAAAUCUACUGCGUAUUGUCCGCAGGAAUGAUUUGUUAUAAGUAGUCAAGUAUUGUAAGUGUACCAUGAAAUAAAUUUUGUCAAAGAUGUGUGACCAUCGGCAUUUACGAUCACCACCACCAGCUGGAAUAGUUGACCAUGUGUCCUUCCUGUCGGACAAUCUUAGUGAUUUAGUGGACAACUCAGAUUACAGUGAUAUCACGCUUAUGGUGGAAAAUGUGGCAUUUCCUGCACACAAAGUCAUCUUGGCAACUAGAUCUGAAUAUUUUAGAGCUCUUCUAUAUGGUGGGAUGAAGGAGUCCCAGCCAGGAACUACACAGAUCGAACUGAAGGAUACAUCAGCCUCAGCAUUCGGCAUCCUGUUGAAGUACAUGUACAGUGGUCGUCUUAACCUGCUAGAAAUUAAGGAUGAAAAUCUGUUGGACAUAUUGGGAAUGUCUCAUCGUUAUGGUUUUGUGGAUCUUGAAUCUGCCAUUUCUGACUAUUUGAAGGCGAUUUUGAACAUUUCAAAUGUGUGUUUGAUUUAUGACAUUGCAAACAUGUACCAUCUUACAUCCCUGUGCCAAGUGUGCAAGGAAUUCAUAGACAAAAACGCCCAGGAGAUUCUAGUGAAUGAAACAUUUUUUACCUUAUCUCAGAGCUCUAUUAAAGAGUUGAUAUCUAGGGAUUCAUUUUGUGCACCAGAAAAUACGAUAUUCAAUGCAGUGGUCAAGUGGACAGAACACAAUCAAGGACAAGACCCGAGUCCAAUUCUAGAAUGCAUCAGGUUACCACUGAUGAGCAUGAAUGACCUGCUGAAUGUGGUCAGACCAACCAGCCUUGUAUCACCAGACUCCAUUUUGGAUGCCAUUAAACUUCAGACUGAAAGUCGAGACAUGGAGCUUAAUUACAGAGGAUCAUUAAUUCCAGAGACAAAUGUAGCAACACAGCGCUAUGGAGCCCAGGUGAUACGAGGAGAGAUGAAGAACUCACUUCUGGACGGUGACUCCCAGAACUAUGACCUUGACCGGGGCUUCACCCGCCACCCAAUCGAUGAUAACUUUGGACAGGGUGUGGUGGUCAAACUAGCAAGCCCAUACAUCAUUAACUGUAUCAAACUUCUGCUUUGGGACAGGGAUAUGAGGUCUUACUCAUACUACCUGGAGGUUUCCAUGGAUGACAAGGACUAUGAGAGAGUUGUAGACCACAGCCGCUACCUGUGUCGAUCCUGGCAGACACUCUACUUCCAACCAAGAGUUGUCAGAUAUGUAAGAGUAGUAGGAACUCAUAACACUGUCAACAGAGUGUUUCACCUCGUUUCUUUUGAUUGCCUAUUCAUCAAUAAACCAUUUAUGCUGGAGCAAGGUUUAGUUGUUCCCUCUGAAAAUGUAGCCACUAUAGGGGCAGGUGCUUGUGUGAUAGAGGGAGUGAGCCGGAGUCGAAACGCCUUGAUAAACGGGGACACCCGUCACUACGACUGGGACUCGGGCUACACCUGUCACCAGCUGGGGAGUGGGGCCAUCAUCGUCCAGCUGGCCCAACCAUACAUCAUAGACUCAAUGAGACUGCUGCUAUGGGAUUGUGAUGACAGAAGUUACAGUUAUUAUGUAGAGGUCUCCACCGAUCAGAAGUCGUGGUACUUGCUGGCAGACAAACGCAAGGAACAGUGCAAGUCAUGGCAAGUUAUCAAAUUUGAGAAGAGGCCUGUAACUUUUGUCAAAAUUGUCGGAACCCAUAAUACAGCAAAUGAGGUGUUCCACUGUGUUCACUUUGAAUGCCCGGCGGAGAUGACUAAUCCUUCAAACAACAACAGUAUACCACGCUCUGCCAGUCCGCAGCCCGCUGGACCGAGUUCUUCUGGCCUCUCCCACCAGCCCAGACCAAGCAUGCACCAGUCCCACAGUUCUGAGAAUUACGCAAGUGCCGAAUAUUGCCCUCAUGAGGCCCCUGAAGCCGACAGACAAGACAGCACCAGCUCCCACGACGAAUCAGAAAACUAGCGACUAAAGACUUCUUGAGGGGUUCCAAAAGGAGAGUGCAAUUUACUGUGAUUUUGUGAAUGGAUGUUGGAGAGAGUAAUACAAUGUUUUUCUCUGAUUUUAUACAGUUGUGAUUUUUUUUUUUUGACAUUACGACGGCUAUACAGCCGAGUGUUACUGUAGAAAUACUGGUUAUGUUAUUUAUUUCUUUUAUUUAUAUGUGUGUGAUAAAGUGGAGUUCAUAUCAAGCACAAGUUCAUUUUACAGAAGACACUCUAGGUAGAGUUAGAUACCGGUAUGACAUGCGUGGGUGUGAACAAGUGAUGCUAUUUAUAUGAGAAAGCUUUAGAUUUAACAUUACAUGUAUAUUAGAAGAAAUCCACAGCUUCAAUGCAAAUUAUUAUACAAGUGCUUUACAUCGAUCACUGUUUUUCAUAUUUAGUCAACAUACAAGGAUAUUUUCGAUGCAUUUUUUUCCCCAACUGUUUUUGAGUACAUUGUAGAUCUUCUAUUCUUCUGGUACUUGUCCUCACGAAAUAACUAACUGGCAUCUGAUAGCAGGAUUGAAAUUCAUAUAAAAUGUCCUAUUAAUGUAGCAUGAAUGUAUAGAUAACUCAUGUGCGUAACAAUCCCUUCAUUUCCUGGAAAAGGCGUCGCCAUUUUUUUUUUAAUAAUAAUAAUUUGUCAAUUAUAUUUAGGAAAUCUACAAAAAUUCAAAAGAAAUGGAAACUGGUUUAGGCAAUUAAGAAAGAGACAAUAUUAUAGGUGUCAGAUGAUAAGAGAAGAAUUCUGUAUUGAAUUUAUCCCAGUAUACAUGAGAGAUUUGGUGCAUUUACUGUGAUAACAGUAGAUAGCUAGUAAAUGAGAGCCGUUAUUUGUUCUUUAUGGACAUGGCCUAUUGAUUCAUUGCCCAUCUGUGGUAUAGGUAUCAAAUUACAUUCAGUGAAUGAAACCAUGAUUGAUUUAUAUAAUAACUUGCAGCUUCAACUGUGUAGUGCAUAUCUUUCUUCCAUGGUUAUUAUCUAUUCAAUGUCUUUCCAAACUGGAUACAUAAUAUAUAAAGGAUGCAAGUAAAUGUAGAUUAAUUUUAAUGUUCUGUUCUGAUGCUAUGAUAAUGUAUUGAAUUGUUCACCAUUUCGUUUACCUUACAUGUCAAAUCAACAUUUUUUUUUUGUGAAACCUUUUGAAAAUGAAAACAUUCUAUUCAAUUUGAUAUUAUUACAGAUUUUUUUUACAGAAUCUGUUUGCCGAUAUAGAUACAAUAAUCAGUUUACAUGGAUUUCUAAACACUAUUUGUUUAAACAAAUUAAAUUCUGAUUUUCUUUUUUGUAUUUGAACAAUCUAAUGGUAAUUACCGGCUGUGAUUUUUACGAUAAAUAUCAACCAAUGCUGUUCAAAUGUUAUUCUCUACAUAUUUUAUAAAUCAAUGGUAUAUUGUAGUUAACUAAAUACACGUACAUGUAGCUGUUGAUAUGUUUGCAGUGAGAAAUGUUCAUUAUUACUAAAGAUUUUUCUUAUUAAAUGAUAUUUGUUUUUGAAAUUAAAUAAAAUUUGAUUAAAGAUAAAUUUGUAUUUCCUAUC